Rana temporaria (common frog) is the source of this 3819-nucleotide messenger RNA. RefSeq names its product component of oligomeric golgi complex 3 (gene COG3). Gene Ontology annotation, cellular component: membrane; COG complex; cis-Golgi network. Gene Ontology annotation, biological process: Golgi organization; intra-Golgi vesicle-mediated transport; intracellular protein transport. NCBI's taxonomy places the organism in Eukaryota, Metazoa, Chordata, Amphibia, Anura, Ranidae. The record is from RefSeq and is a predicted model, not a curated record. Bases 91 to 2577 code for a protein of 828 amino acids. The transcript is spliced from 23 exons.
CCGGGUCGUGUAGCUCCUCCCCGUUGCUGCGUUGCCAGGUUUCGGGAUCCCGGAAGCGGAUCUGAGCUGCUGCUGUGGCUUGUCCAGUCCAUGGUGGUGAUGAUAAUGAUGGCGGCCGGGGCAGAGGAGCUUGAGGCCCGGGAGAGACUCGCCCUUUGGGACCGGAGGAGCGAGCCUUUGGCACCGCUGACAGAACGACAGACAGACUCGGUGCUGGAGUUGAAAGCGGCUACAGAGGAGCUGCCUAUCCCAGCUGAGCUUCCAAUUGAAGAUCUAUGCAGUCUGUCCUCCACAUCGCUGAAUGUAGGAAUGUCUGCAGCUGUUCCAGAAUCUACAGAGGGCGUCCUGCAACACGGAUUUUCUGCACUAGGAAUGGAAGAUGACAGGAUUGAAACUGCACAGCAAUUCUUCUCCUGGUUCGCACAGCUUCAGACGCACAUGGAUCAGGAUGAAGGUGCAAAGUACAGAGAGAUGAGAGAUUACCUUUCUGGGUUCCAGGACCAAUGCGAUUCCAUAUUGAAUGAUGUAAAUCUUGCGCUGCAGCACUUGGAGUCCCUUCAGAAACAGUACUUGUUUGUGGCCACAAAAACAGGAACAUUACAUGAAGCCUGUGAACAACUCCUUAAAGAACAGUCUGAGCUUGUGAACCUCGCUGAAACUAUUCAACAGAAACUUUCCUAUUUUAAUGAGUUAGAAAAUAUAAGUACAAAAUUAAAUUCUCCGACAUUAUCUGUGAAUAGUGAAGGAUUUAUACCCAUGUUAUCAAAGCUGGAUGACUGCAUAUCUUAUAUUUCUGCUCACCCUAAUUAUAAAGAUUAUCCAGUUUUUUUAGCAAAGUUUAAGCAAUGUCUCUCUAAAGCUAUGCAUCUUAUGAAGACCUAUACUGUGAAUACGCUACAAAACCUCACCAAUCUAUUGAUUAAACGGCAGGAUUUAUCAAAUACCCCAAAUUCUGACAAUGCUUUCACUUUAUUUUAUGUGAAAUUUAGAGCUGCAGCUCCAAAGGUUAGGACGCUGAUUGAACAGAUGGAGCAGCGAUCUGAGACGAUACCAGAAUACCAACUGCUUCUUGCUGAAAUACAUCAGUGCUACUUAGAUCAGCGAGAGAACUUGCUUAGUCCAAGUAUCACCAGCACAAUCACAGAUCUGACCAGCCAGAACAACAGGGAUCACUGUGCUUUGGUGCGGAGUGGCUGUGCAUUCAUGGUCCAUGUAUGUCAGGAUGAACACCAACUUUUCAAUGAGUUUUUCACCAAACCAACACCAAAAUUGGAUGAACUUUUGGAGAAACUGUGCCUAUCGCUGUAUGAUGUUUUGCGACCGCUGAUAAUUCACAUAGUUCAUUUAGAAACAUUGUCAGAACUUUGUGGCAUACUGAAGAUAGAAAUGCUUGAAGAUCAUGUACAAAACAAUGUUGAUCAACUAGGUGCUCUUGAGGCUGUGGUGAAGCAGAUGUUGGAGGAUGUACAAGAAAGACUUGUUUAUAGAACACACAUAUACAUCCAGACAGAUAUCUUGGGUUAUAAGCCAGCUCCAGGAGACCUUGCCUAUCCGGACAAGCUGGAGAUGAUGGAGCAAAUUGCACAGAGUCUCAAAGAGGAACAAAAAAGGUUGCAGUCUAUGGAGGCCUCCUUUUCUGAUGUUCAUCUAGAAGAUCCAGAUGCCAACAACCUCAUUAAAAGUGGCACUUCAGAGUCCUUGAGCCUACGACCACAGAGUACAAUUUCACCUGCUGACCUGCAUGGUAUGUGGUACCCUACCGUAAGGAGGACGCUGGUGUGCCUGUCCAAGUUAUAUCGAUGUAUUGAUAGAGCAGUCUUCCAAGGUCUGUCUCAGGAGGCUCUGUCAGCGUGCAUUCAGUCUUUGUUGGGUGCUUCUGAUGCCAUUGCCAAAAACAAGACACAGGUUGACGGGCAGCUGUUCCUGAUUAAACAUCUUCUCAUCAUGCGUGAACAGAUUGCACCUUUUCACACUGAAUUCACCAUAAAGGAAAUUUCCCUGGACCUCAAGAAAACGAGAGAUGCUGCCAUUAAAAUUCUGCACCCAAGAACAGUUCCAGGAUUCUUCAGGCUCAACAGCACCAAUGCCAUCCUUGAGUUCCUACUCCAGGGAACACCAGAAAUAAAGGAACAUUUCCUGGACUCAAAGAAAGAUGUUGACAGACAACUCAAGGCCGCUUGUGAGCAGUUUAUUCAGCAGCAGAGUAAGAUCUUUGUUGAACCGUUAGAGGAUUUUAUGGCAAAGGUAACUGCAUUGAAAACGAUGGUUAACCAGGGUGGUCCAAAGUAUAGUCUUUCACAGCAACCAUGGGCUCAACCAGUAAAGAUAAAUGACUUGGUAUCUUCUACCUACAAAACCAUAAAAACGAAACUUCCAGGAAUACUGAGGAGCAUGUCAUUGUAUUUAGCAAACAAAGACACAGAGUUCAUUCUCUUCAAGCCUGUUCGGAGCAACAUUCAGCAAGUCUUCCAGAAGAUUCACAUGUUAUUAAAAGAAGAAUUCAUUAGUGAGGAUUUACAGAUCAUUGCUUGUCCUUCAAUGGAGCAGGUAAAUCUGUUGCUGUCAAUGUCAAAAUAGCAGAAGAUUGCUAAACUUUCCCCCUGCAUCUGGGAGUUCCAGGGAGGAAUAAGGUGGGAAUACAGAACUGAUACUCUGCAGCAUACCGCAGGCCAUUGCGUAGAUGUAUAAGGAGAGAGAUGAGCCUGCAUACCACCAAAGCCGUUUUCCACUCCCUGGAAAGCUUUUUUUCGGUCUUGUUGGAAUUGUGUUCUUGAAAGACAACUUUCUGUCACAACUGACGUUUCAAAUGUCCAAUCUGCACACAACCUCAUGUUGCAUAUUUAGGAUGAUCCGUAGCCCAUUCUCUUGGCUUAGAGGUCCCUUUCAAUGAGAAGUAUCAGGCUGCAUAUUCACUUGAAGGAAUUGUUGACCAUUAUUGACAAUAACUGGUUUAUAGAAGCUUAUUUAUGAAGAGUAAAAUGCACUAGAAACUCUGGAUCCCGAGCAGAUGAUAUGUACAUUUAGUUGGGGAGGUUAGGAAUUUGAGAUUUAAAUUAUUUGAGUCGCUGUGUAAUGUUUCAGUGGUAAAGAGCUUGCAGUCUGAACUGCAUGUAUUUGCCAGCUGUCAGCAUUUGAAAUCUAGUAAGGUUGAGCUGCAUUGAGCCAGAGAAAUUGUCACUUCACCAAUGCAGGGCAAUGCCUGUAUGAAGCCAGAAACUGAAAGGUCUUCUAUUUUAUAGUGUAUGUCCUGUAUAAAAGGUACUGGGGAAUUCAUUUAACACUUUUCUGAUGGUAUGGCCCUUUUAGAAUGGCCUCCGUCAGAUUAAAAAAUGCUUGCGCCAGUUUUGGUAGCUUUAUCGAAAUGUGCAGCAGAUUCGGGUAGUUCCUAAUAGCACCACUUCCACAAAGUGUGCCCUAUGGCUGCACUGAAUAAAAAUAAAUACAUGGCUCCAGUUCAUAGAGAACGGAACUGGAGGUUUCAUUAUCCAUAAAACUCUUUAUGAAUUCCCCUGCUAGAGAUGGCACUAUAGAUUAGAGAAUAACAUCACUCUUCCUCCCUGACAUCAGUCAUUACAGUAGAAAUCGGCAGACUUUGGGCCCGUGUGUACAGCUGCCUGUCCGACUAAAGCUGGUCGUGAGAAUGAGCAUGCUUGAAUUCCAGCAGUUGACCGCCAUCCGAUCAGAGUUGACCGAUGUGUUCUGGUGGAUGGGUGGUCACCCUGUCAAAGCCCAAUAGCACAGCAGAGCAGAUCACUGUACUAACAUUGUUUGUGUUAUUACAGUGAUAUGUCAGGUUUAUUUUUUUUCAGCCUGCUUGGU